ACAGUCGUCUCCGUUACGUCCUUUUAAAAACCAUCACGAAGUUUAGUGUCAAAAAUGUUGCCCUGUUGUCUUACUACGUUCAAUGUUUCCCGUGGUAUCCCAAUUUUUAAUAUGUAUUUAUGAUUGGACAAAAUUUGCCUUUAUGUGUUAAGGAAACACUUACUAACACCUAGAGGUAGGUAACAGUUUCCAUGGCAACAUACUUACAGGCAACAUGGAGUUCCUACAGUGGAGUUGUCAUGAUGUUGCAAGAUGGAUUGAGUCUUUAGGAUUUCCACAAUACAAAGCAUGUUUCAUGGAGAACCUCAUCACUGGAAGAAAGCUAAUUUAUGUAAAUUGUAUCUAUUUGCCACGACUUGGAAUCACAGAUUUUAAAGACAUGCAGGUCAUCUCUGCUCGUGUGCGCGAGCUGCUGGGGAUCACAGAGUCCCUGUGGAGUCGCAGCAUCGCUGACCCUCCACGGGACAGCAUGGGGCUGUUCUUGGAGAAAAAGAGCCGGGCAGGUGAACGGGCGGACAGCCUCACCUACCAGCAGUUCCUGGAUGACAUGCGUCAGUGAGCAAGGGCCUGACAUGAAUCACAACAGUAAAGCAGCACAGCAAAAAACCAAGACAGUGUCAUUUCAUAUCGCCAACUGUCAGCUCAUGAUGCGACACUCGCAUGCAGACAUUAACACUUCCCACCAGCAAAAUGCUUGUCUGUUGUUGUCGGUUGGUGAAAUCAGGCAUUAGGUUUUUGAGCAGGUUACCAACAUGUGUACAGUCUGAAAUUCACUUCUGAAAACUUCUGGCUACUGGGUGAUCUCACAAACAGAAUGAAACAACAAAGACUGAGUGCAACACUUUUUUUCAUACAGGUAAUAUCAGUGACUUUGUCCACACACAUACAGCAUGAUAAACAGUUUAAAUAGCUCUUGCCGUUCCAGUUCUGGAUAACUAACCACUUAGGCUAUUCCUAUUGAUCUCAAGUGGAUGUGUUGUACCUGGGUGGAGCUAUUGAUCAGGAGUAGAAAUCCUCAGGGUAUAGGGUCAUUCUGUGGAUGAGAACGAACACCAAUUUGAAAGUGCCAGGAGUCUGCAAGUCCAAGUACUGCACCACUGUACUGUAAUAGACUUAUGAACAUAUAGGCCACUUUGCCAACUUGCACAAAAGGCCAUAGGAUCACUGCAGAUAGUGAUGGGUCGAGUGCCAAGUAGACCCGCAGGGAGCCAGGGCUUUCAGUUUCAGCCAACUCAACACUUUCUUGCCAAUAAUCUAUGUAAUACAUGCAGGAAUAUUCAGCUAUAGGCUGCUAUAUUUGGCUUUACACAGACCAGAUGUACCAUGCACCAAAGGUUUUAUCUAAAGGAAUGGAUGGAUUUUCAAUGAAAGUCUUGUGUAGGCCUGCACUGGGUGUUGUCUGACUUAUUUUUCAUCUCCUGUUAAUCUAAAUCUGAUAAACAUUUCUGUGCUUUAAAAAAAAAAACAAUUAAUUUUUAGAGAAUAUUAUAUGCCUACUGCAUUUUCGAGCAACAGAGUUCAAUCUACAUGAAUAAAUGAUGCCUGCCUGUGAGAUAAGCUGGGAGGCACUGCAUCUGUCUAUGCACACAAAUGGUCU
Molecule: messenger RNA, 1597 nt
Organism: Siniperca chuatsi (mandarin fish)
Lineage: Eukaryota; Metazoa; Chordata; Actinopteri; Centrarchiformes; Sinipercidae
Product: sterile alpha motif domain-containing protein 15-like
Exons: 3
Coding region: 215-559 (114 amino acids)
Molecular function (GO): protein binding
Source: RefSeq, a predicted model, not a curated record